CUCGAUUGUACCAUAUAACCUGAGCAACCGCCAGCACCAUGUCAGACCUUCCCUCCGCCAUCCACCCCGACAUUCUUCCCCGCCUCGACCCUGAAUACGUCGCGAUCCACAAUGCCCAUAUAGCACACCGCGUGCCCCCGCACACGAUCCCUUGGCAUCCAGAUAUCAGGAAGGCACCUCCCAUCCCCGGUAGCUCGCCUGUCAGGACUGUCGGGGCUGUCAAGGAUAUCAGUUUGCAGAACUGCAAGAUUCGGGCAUUCAUUCCAGAGGGAAUACCUCCUCCAGAAGGGUGGCCGGUGUUGCUGUAUAUCCACGGGGGCGGAUGGACGCUUGGAAAUAUUGACACUCUGAACUCGUUCAUCUCGCGUCAAUGCAAGGGUGGGGAUGAGAACAAUUGCGUGUCGGUGGCCUUGGACUAUCGCUUGGCUCCUGAGAACCCAUAUCCUGCAGCAGUUGAGGACACAGUUGAUGCAUUGAAAUUCAUCUACUACAACGGGAAGGCAGAAUUCAAUGCGAACGUGAACAAGAUCGCGGUCGGAGGGUCGUCCAGUGGCGGCAACUUAGCUGCAAUCGCAUGUCUCAAAGCGCAAGAACUAACGCCUCCGAUCCCCAUCAUCUUCCAGCUAUUGAUUGUGCCUGUGACCGACAACACGGCAUCCGUGGCUGACGGGCGCUAUCCGUCCUGGAAAGAGUGCCAGAACACAGUUUGGCUGAGUGAAGGGCGGAUGAUGUGGUUCCGCAACAUGUACCUUCCUGAUCCUGCGACCUGGACAGAACCGGACAACUCGCCCAUCUUCGCGUCGGAUGCUUUGCUUUCCAAAGUCCCGCCUGCAUUCAUCGGCGUCUGUGAACUUGAUCUCCUUCGGGAUGAAGGAAUCGCGUAUGGCGAGAAGUUAAAGUCGCUUGGGGUGAAGGUAGAAGUCAAGCUAUAUCCAAGAGCACCACAUUUGAUUCUUGGGUUGGACGCUGCACUGAUGGUUGGGAAGCAGCAAGCUGAUGACUCCGUCAAGGCAGUGGGUGAUGCUUUCAAAGCGGCAUAG
Suillus subaureus is the source of this 1040-nucleotide messenger RNA. Its product is annotated as Alpha/Beta hydrolase protein. NCBI's taxonomy places the organism in Eukaryota, Fungi, Basidiomycota, Agaricomycetes, Boletales, Suillaceae. Bases 39 to 1040 code for a protein of 333 amino acids. Gene Ontology annotation, molecular function: hydrolase activity. The record is from RefSeq and is a predicted model, not a curated record. The transcript has 5 exons.